AUGGAACCAGGAAAUGAUACACAAAUUUCAGAAUUCCUUCUUCUGGGAUUUUCAGAGAAACCAGAAUUGCAGCCCCUCAUAUUUGGGCUUUUCCUCUUGAUGUACCUGAUCACUGUGUGUGGAAACCUGCUCAUCAUCCUGGCCACCAUCUCAGACUCCCACCUGCACACCUUCAUGUACUUCUUACUCUCCAACCUGUCCUUUGCUGAGAUAUGUUUCACCUCCACCACUGUCCCAAAGAUGCUGGUGAACAUCCAGACACAGAGCAAGGUCAUCACCUAUGCAGGGUGCAUCACCCAGAUGUACUUUUUCCUAGUCUUUGCAGCAUUGGAUGACUUCCUCCUGACUGUGAUGGCCUAUGACCGGUAUGUGGCCAUCUGUCACCCCCUGCACUACACGGUCAUCAUGAACCCCUGGCUCUGUGGAAAGCUGGUUCUAGUGUCCUGGAUCAUGAGUGUCCUGCAUUCCUUGUUACAAAGCCUAAUGGCAUUGCGGCUGUCCUUUUGUAUGCAUGUGGAAAUCCCCCACUUUUUCUGUGAACUGAAUCAGGUUGUCCACCUUGCCUGUUCUGACACCUUUUUAAAUGACAUGGUGAUGUAUUUUGCAGUUGUGAUGAUGGCUGGUGGUCCCCUCAUUGGGAUCCUUUACUCUUACUGUAAGAUAGUUUUCUCCAUUCGUGUAAUUGCAUCUGCUCAGGGGAAGUACAAAGCAUUUUCCACCUGUGCUUCUCACCUCUCAGUUGUCUCUUUAUUUUAUUGUACAGUCUUAGGAGUGUACCUUAAUGCUGGUGCUACCCACAGCUCACACUCAAGUGCAGCAGCCUCAGUGAUGUACACCGUGGUCAUUCCCAUGCUGAACCCCUUCAUCUACAGUCUGAGGAAUAAAGACAUAAAGAGAGCACUGAAAAUACUCUUUGGACAGAUGUCGUGA
Molecule: messenger RNA, 930 nt
Organism: Tupaia belangeri chinensis (Chinese tree shrew)
Lineage: Eukaryota; Metazoa; Chordata; Mammalia; Scandentia; Tupaiidae
Product: olfactory receptor 7A17
Exons: 1
Coding region: 1-930 (309 amino acids)
Biological process (GO): G protein-coupled receptor signaling pathway
Cellular component (GO): membrane
Molecular function (GO): olfactory receptor activity; G protein-coupled receptor activity
Source: RefSeq, a predicted model, not a curated record